CGAUGCCCAAUAUAUAUAAUAUUUUUGCUUGUCAUUCGGCCGAUCGCGUUUUCCUCUUCGUCGUCCUCGAGUUGCGCUGAGCGCAGUUCGGCUCAGUUCGUCUCAGCUCUCUCAGUUCGGCUCAGGUCGGCUCAGGUCGGCUCCGCUCGUCUCCGCUCAGCGAUCGCCACUGAAGGCGGACUGCCACUGCCAGAGGUUAGGCCACCGCACGACCAACAGCCAGCCUUCCAAGUUUCGCUGGGCUCAGCUUUUUGUCUCUUGCUUGCGCUUGCUGUGGGUAUGCGGUGUGUUUUUUGUCGUGUUGGCUGUACACCACUCCAGCAAAGAAGAGCGCGAAUCGAUCCCUCAGCGCUCUGGAGCGAGUUCUUGCUCGUAUGGUCUAUGGUCCUGUGUCUGUGUGUUAAUGCAAGCCGCGUGCUUGUGUUGGUGCAUCCUUGGGCAGGUGGCUGGGUGCCGGCAAUUUCGAGAGAGUGUGUGUGCUUGUGCUUGUGCUUGCGAUUUGUCCGUGCUUGUGCUUGUGCGUGUGCUUGUGCUUGUGCCUGUGGGUGUCUGCGAGGGUGCGUGUGUACGUGCGAGUCUGCAUGUGUGGGAGGUGUCGGUGUGAGUGUGAGUGACGGUGUGGGUCGAGCAAGGAGGAGACGCCGAUUGUGCGCGGAACUUGUAUGUCACAAGGACUGUAAACUGCCAGGCGCAACACACAUCUGCUGCUAGCGCCAGAGGGCAGCGCAUGUGCGCGCAAGAGAGAGAGAGAGAGAGAGAGAGAGAGAGAGAGAGAGAGAGAGAGAGAGAGAGAGAGAGAGAGAGAGAGAUGGAAGAUCAUCCCGCAUUGGAUUUGAUUGAAGCAAACAACCAAUGGUACAGCGCGAAGGCUGGUCUGGGCCACAAGCCAAGUAGGAGGGUGGCGGUGGUUACCUGCAUGGACUGCAGAAUGGACCCUCACAGGUUUCUCGGUCUGGAGCCUGGCAGCGCUCACAUCCUGCGUAACGCAGGGGGUCGGGCUGCCGAUGCCCUCAGGUCUCUGAUCAUCAGCCAGCAGUGUCUGGGUACCGACACUGCUGUCGUUAUUCACCACACGGAAUGUGGUGCAAAGGGAUUAAAUAACAAUGCGUUUCAAGAUGUGGUGAAGUGCGCCGUGGGGGUGGAUUCGUGCGAUAUGGAUUUUCAGCCGUUUGAAGAUCUGGAGCAGUCGGUGCUAGAUGACAUGGCACUAAUUAAGGAGAGUCCUUUCGUCUGGACCACGGAGGUUCAAGUGUUCGGCUACAUCUACGACGUGAAGACGGGCACCAUCCACAGAGUGGAGGAACGAGGAGCACUCAACACAGAUGAGGAAAUUCUGCGAUUGUUUGAAGAAGGGAACAAGAGAUACAGAGCGGCAUUCGUGAAGGGAGAUAUGCACCACAAACCCUCCCAGAAGCUGGCAGUGAUCACCUGCAUGGAUUGCAGACUAGACCACAUGAGGAUCCUAGGCUUGGAACUCGGUGAUGCGCAUAUCAUUACGAACGCCGGUGGGCGCAUCGACGAUGCUCUCCGCUCGUUGGUCAUCAGCCAGCAUGCCCUGGGAACGACAGGCGUUGCGGUUAUCCAUCACACGGAAUGUGGUGCCAACAAACUGGACAACAACAUUUUCCGCGUGCAGUUGAAGAAGAAGUUCUCGGAGACCUGCACCAUUGAUUUCCUGCCCUUCAAAGAUCUAGAGCGGUCCGUGAUUGAUGAUGUGGAGGCCAUCGAGAGGUGUCCGUACGUUCCCAAGUUCGUCGCGGUCCGGGGUUACGUGUAUGACGUGGCGACGGGAUCGCUACGCCGCCUAGACUGUGGCAGAAAGCUCGGGAUCAAGCACGAGAAAGCGAUCCCGACUCCGAUGCCUCCCCCGGUGGUCAAGGUGCAAGCCAAGACUGCAGCCUUGCCCGCGCCCGUCGCGACGAAGACAUCUAUCAGCUCCAGCUUGCCAGACGGAGACAUGCAGCAGUCGUCGGUUGUGCCCCAGCUGACCAAGGCCAAUGGGAACUACGCAUCAUCAUUCGCGCUGGGAACGCUCUCGCACAAGCCGUCCAGGAAAGUAGCUGUUGUGACGUGUAUGGAUUGCAGACUUGAACCCGCGCGCUCCCUCGGAUUAGAGCCAGGUGAGGCCCACAUCAUUCGGAACGCCGGUGGGCGAGCUGCUGAUGCCCUCCGUUCCCUCGUAGUCAGUCAACAAUGCCUCGGGACCACCACCGUCAUCGUUAUCCACCAUACCAAAUGUGGAAUGGCCUUUCUGAACGUCGACAACUUGAAAGCGAAGUUGAAGACAGAGCUCGGUGUGGCGAAAGUAGACAUGGAUUUCCAGGAAUUUGGAGACUUGGAGCAGUCAGUUCUCGAGGACAUGCACAUAAUCAAAUCGCAUCCGUUGAUCGCCGAUUACAUCGAGGUCUACGGAUUUGUGUAUGAUGUCGAGACGGGCACCAUUCAGGAGGUCAAGGAUGAAGUAGCCCCUCUUCGCUAAAUCAAUGUUGCGCAAAGGAAGGCGGAAGAAGGAAGAGGGCUGCAGAGAAGAAAAGCGUUUGAGCUUCGUUCGGAGUUUGGAGCUUGAAGAGAAUUGCUGAAGACGAGAGCUGCAGCUGCUUAGCAAGGCAACAUGCUUGCUGAUGCUGAUGCUGAUGCUGAUGCUGAUGCUGAUGCUGAUGCUGAUGCCUUACCUCUUGUAAGCUUUGAGGCUCACAUCUCACAGAGCGUGAUGAACAUGGUCGCAAAUCUGGUUUUGUUCCUCGCAGCUUAGCACAGCCAAAGCAACAGAAAGCCCUGGCUCUUCAGACGAUCCCUAUGUAAGGCCAGUGCACUACGACGUUUGGCCAUUAGGGGCUAGCAAUUUGCCAUCUGUCCUACUUUUAUUGCUUUUGGACCAUAAUUUCUCGUUAUGUACAUGUAUUUUAUUUUAUUUUUUUUGUGUGUGUGUGUUGUUGGGGGGGGGGGGGGGGGGGGGGGGGGGGGGGGGGGGCAUAGUUCAUGCUCUUCCUUGUAUUGGUCCAGUUUUAACUUUUAACAGACAUAUACAACACUUUGUCGUCUCCUGGAGUUAACUCAAAUACUGUUACUUCUGCCGCAUGUCACUCCUCUUCAUGAACCGAGAGUAGUUUGCUUUCGCUACAUCUGUUGCUGCAAGUUUGAUUUUGUGCCAAUGGCCGCUGCUUGAAUGCG
This is a messenger RNA of Chara braunii, 3171 nucleotides long. Lineage: Eukaryota; Viridiplantae; Streptophyta; Charophyceae; Charales; Characeae. The record is from the annotation of a GenBank genome assembly.